Bactrocera oleae (olive fruit fly) is the source of this 1213-nucleotide messenger RNA. NCBI's taxonomy places the organism in Eukaryota, Metazoa, Arthropoda, Insecta, Diptera, Tephritidae. The record is from RefSeq and is a predicted model, not a curated record.
AUGAACGAAACUAAUGACGCGGAGCGCAUAUAUGUCAUACCAGAAAACAAUGUCCUAUGGCGUAAAGGAUGGCCACUUACAACACCAACAGGCGAAGUUAUUCUACAUUUGGGAGCUCUUGAUGAUGCCUUAGUACGACCAAGCGAUUUAUACUUGUGCGUUAAAAGUGUGGAUAAAACGAAAACGCCACAAUUGCAUGUGGUUUGUCGGAACGCCUCAAACGGCUUACAAAUACAACAACAACAAGCACAACAGUCACACGCAAGUGUAGCGGCCACAUUUGCUACCUGCGACACAGCAGCAGCAACAACAACAAUUCAAAGUCAUUGCAUCGAUUUCAACGCAACAACAACUACAACGGGAAUUGCAACCACCCCACCAACACAUUUAAGCGCAUUAACACUCGAAAUGUUGACGAGUGACGAAUUGCCGCAAUUGUUGCAACACUUGCUGGUGGGCGUUGAGCACAGCAUCGAGCGGGUCUCGUUGAAUGAGCUGCAAAUGCCCGCCUCGACGACACCAGCAACAGCAGCACCAGGGCCGUUGGCAUUGGAUGAGGCUAACAAUAAUGGCAAAAGCAAUAACAACAACAAAAGUAGCAGCGGCGGCAGUGCAACCAACAGCAGCUUAAUGCGCUGCAGCAACAACAAUACAACAACAAAUUCACCAAAAUGUGCACUACGACGCAGCGAAUUGAUCACCAAAAACAAAGUCCUCAACAACAAAUUCAUGUUGCGACGCCUGACCAAUCGGCAGGACAGCAUGAAUUCCACAUCGUCGGGACAGAGUUGCGGCAGUAGCGGAAGCACCUCCAGCGAUGAGCUAUUGCAUUGCAACGGCAGCCAUCACACAAGCUACAACAACAACAAUAAUAAUAAUAUCACCUCGCCGAGCGUUACUGCUAACACAUUGGAUCCGUUGAAAAUGUCUGCGGGCUCAACAAAUUCGGCAAGCACCUCGCCGGCAUUGCCACUCUUCUGUUUGGGCAAUUCAUUUCCGCACAUCGAUAGUGACGAGGAGAAUACCGAUGAGAAGCGCAGCGCGCAUGGAGAAGAUCAAUUUGAGUGUGAAAUCGUGCCUCCUGCCUCAAUUGGCGAAAUCCCCGAGAAACUAUUAACCACAUCGGGUAUUUAUCUGCCAGGCACCACCGAUCUAAACGGCCAUCCGAUUGUCACUGUCGAUGCGGAAUGCGUAUUGGCAGCCGGUCUAAAUU